This is a messenger RNA of Galleria mellonella (greater wax moth), 5195 nucleotides long. RefSeq lists its product as uncharacterized. The coding region runs from base 387 to 2141 and encodes 584 amino acids. Gene Ontology annotation, biological process: nucleoside metabolic process. Gene Ontology annotation, molecular function: catalytic activity. The record is from RefSeq and is a predicted model, not a curated record. NCBI's taxonomy places the organism in Eukaryota, Metazoa, Arthropoda, Insecta, Lepidoptera, Pyralidae. The transcript has 14 exons.
UCGCCUCUGCACUUCAAGUGUAAACAGAAUGCCAAUCCAAGGUCAAGUGAUUUCGCUAUCGAAGUGAGAACGGUCACCUGAGUGAGAUUCGAUAUCGAGUUUGCAUUUUACAGAAUGGCACUGCUGGUUUCGUCCCUAUUUACAUCCCGAUCUCUAUUCACCUCAUUUUGCAGUAUCUACUUUGUAGUGUGGCUAAAUGACGGUUAUAUGAUAACCAUGACAACCGACAUAAAAUGUGUAAUGUCAAAUUGUCAAUGUCAACAAAGCGAGAAUAGACAUUAAUAAAAAUCUACCUACUUAUUUUAUUUAAAAUUUUAAUUUCUUAUUUUGAAGCUGUAGCAAAGUGAACGUAAUUAAGACAGCAAAAGCAGGUGAAGAAGUUCACAAUGGCGGAAACUAUAGAUGAAAAAGUUGUUAUGACUCCUAAGAGCAAAACGGCGACAUCUACUACUCUUAUAGUAGAGAGAAAAGCUGUGGAAGCUGAAGCUAGUGAUAAGAUUCAUGUGGCAGGGGGUGACCAUACUGGUAUAAUCAUCAACAAGGAAAAAGUUUAUGAGAAUGGAGUCACAGAACCAUGUCAUGCUCAGCUUGAAUUCCGCGUUUAUCUUGUAUCAGCUGCUAAUGGAACCCACACAAGAGAGGCGAGAGCCCUCAGGUUCUGGUUUAAACCACAGAUGCCCCCAAGUGAGCGUCCACAUGAAGCCCAAGGAUUUUUCAGAGAGCUUGUCAGUCCUCAAGACUUUCCCAAAGAUUAUGUCGGCUUUAUAAAGAAGAUUAUAAAAUUGAUGCAGAACAAAUAUCAUCAAUUAAAAUUAUUAGAAGUUGAAUUGAGACAAGAGGGGCGUGGUUCACCUCCACCAGAAACAAAUGGCGUUAUUACUAGUAAGGGAAUAAUAUACAACUGUUAUAAUGGGUCGUUUAUAGAAGAUAGCAUUUUAAAUCAAACACCAGUUAUUUCUGAACAAAGAGUACUGGAUAUGAUAGAAAAUGCAUAUCCUAAUCCACUGACUGUAGAAGACUUUGUCACAGCCGGAAGAUGGUCAAAAGCAGAAGUAAAAGAUGCGUUGGAAUCAUUAGAAGAAAAGGGCUUGACUCGUGCUAUGUCAGAUGGUCUCUAUAUUCGGCAACAUAGUGUUGACACUCAGGUAGUGAAGCAAAUGCCCACAUUGUGCUCAUCAAGACAACCAAGCAUAGCUGUAGUAACGGCGCUCUACUGCGAGAAGCAAGCAGUAGACGCCAUGAUGGACAAUCAAGAGACAUACGUUCGAUUUACAACUGUGGGUGAAUCAAACGUAUACACACUGGGAACCAUAGGUGCGCACAGAGUGGUCACUACUAAACUUCCCUCUGUGGGAAGAACCCGAGAAGCUAUGACUGCCGCUGGGAAUACAACUACAAGACUUCUUGGCAUUUUCCAAAAGGUGGAGUACGUGUUCUUAGUGGGCGUAGGUGGCGGGGUUCCGCACUACACAGAUUAUGCACACCACGUGAGACUAGGCGACGUUGUUGUCUCCACGCCAGCAUCUGACUUGCCUGACAAAUAUGUGUACGUGUUUUGUGAAAAGGCCGAACGAAAUGACAAAGGAGGCUGGGAUUACGAAGUGAAACCGUAUAAACCACCGAAUUUCCUACUACAAGACAUUGCCCUUCGCCUUGCAAAUUCGCAAGCGCCUUGGAAUUUAUACGUCAACGAAGGAUUAAACCGAUUGCAAAAUGUGCCUGGUCGUUGGGAUGCACCAGAGGGCGUAACAGAUCGCCUGUGUGUGGAAAUUGGUGAGGGUGCAUACAUCGAGGUUUCACAUCCUGCACCCCAUGGCGAUCAAGUCGAUGCAGACGGCAAGGCUCGAAGCCGCGGGCUGCGUGUACACUGUGCGCCGGUGGCGGGUGGCCGCGCGGUGACCGGCUCGGGCGAUGCCCGGGAUGCCUUCGCGGCCCACGUGCGCGCGCUCGCCUACGACUGCGAGCUCGACGCCGUGCUCGACAGCGUGCAGGGCAACCGCAAGGACUGCUUCAUAUCUAUACGAGGUAUUUCCGACUAUCGCGACGGUACGCGUGGCAAAGACUGGCAGCCGCACGCAGCUCUCGCCGCUGCUGCUGUUAUGAAGGGCAUCAUAGCGGCUAUGGAUCCGCCUACUGAUUGAACUUUUACGAAAUAUAACUGUAAUUUCGGAAAAGCAAAUCUAUUCCGAUCAAACCUUCAGAAAUACAGUAUAUUGUUUUGUUGAACUACUAUAAAAAGGUUAUGAAUAAUAAUGUCACAAUUUUAUUUUUAACGCAAGGAAAAUAAGUAAUAUAUUGAAAUAAUGAUUAAUAAGAUAUUAUAGAUUAGCCAUAAAAUAUCCAUUAAUAUACUAUACAUAAAUAUGUAUAUCCGGAUUUUUGGCGCAAUAUAGCCUAAACAGAUUUUAAUAAAAUUUGCCUAAUGGGGUAUCAUUUAAAUUAAUCUUACAAUAGUAAAAAAAUACUUAACAAAGUUAUUGGAAUUUAGAAAUUUAACUAUCUUUAUUUUUCAUUUAAUUUUCUUAUCUGCAGAGAAAUCCAUAUUGACGAGAUUCUGUCAGAUACAAAAUAAUAGAUAAAACUUAAAAAUAAAAUUAUACUUCAACUGAACGUUCCAGAUAUUAUCUGAACAUUCCGUUUGUGAUAACUGUAGAUGUUGUUCAGGUUUUAAAGACUGUUACUUACAGAUAAAAAUUCAUAUUUGUGAUUUUUAUGGGUAUCUCAGUCUAAAUUUAAGAAGAGUUAUUAUUAUGCAAAAUAUCUCAAGUAGCAAUAAGCACAUUUUCAUUGUGACCAACAUCGUAACGCCGAUAGGCCCACGCAAGUUGAAUUUUUUCCCCAAUGUUAAUUUUUUUUUUAAUUACUUUUAUUUCAAUUUCGUUCGCUUUUACUCGAUCAUAAACUUGUUUCGAUUUUCCUCUGUUUUAUUAUGUUACCACUAUGCGAAAGACAAAAAAAACGCUCUUCUCUACACCUUACUUCUUCACCUCACGUUGCUUCUUUCAUUUGUAUAUUCUAUUGAAUUAAAAUACUGCUUUAUAAUAAAAAAAUAUCAAAACUGUCAAAAUAAUUAUACAUAGUUAUACUCGUCCAUUUUAUUUUUCUCUAAAAAAUUCUUCAACAAUUUCAUAUUUCUUCAUAUUAUAACAUUUUCUGCGUCGAUAAUUUAAUAUAUACAAUAACGCUACGUGUUAAUACCCCUUCUUCAAUUCAAUAAAUUAAGCGUAUUGCCUCUCUAAAGAGAACUCCAUAUACAGUACAUAACUGUUUAUCACUUUGAAUUUAUUUAUUUAAAAACUAUAAUUACAAAGACAAUUAGAAAAUAUUGUUACUUCAAAUACCCAUAAAAAUCAAUUCAGAUUAUUUUAAGAUUACAUAUUGGAUGUAAUAACAGAUGAACUUGACUAAACAUAAGUAUGUACCUCCCCAUUCUGUCAUGGGUAAAAAAUUUGUGCUAUAAUAUUUAUAAAAUGAUCAAGUAUUCCUCAUUUCUAAGUAUUACAAUGUUACGAUUUUCUGCAAUGUUGUGAGAUUUCAACAUAAAAAAUAUAUAUUAUUUAUGAUAAUAACAAAAUACCAUAACUUUUUCACUGAAUACAGCUAUGUUGCUUAGCAAUGACUUCUUAAGAAUCUUUAGAUAUUUAACAAAUAAGUCAAGUAACAAAUAAGUAAGUUAAUAAAUCCUGGCACAAGCCAUGUAAUUAGUGAUCUAAAAAAAUAACUUGUCUAAUGGGAUAAGUAAUUAAUUUAUAGUACAGGUUUACUUGCCUUACAUUUGGCUGUUACAGAAAUAUUUAAUAUAAAAUGUUAUUUCAAGUAAGAGUUAUUUACACAAAUUAGUGUAGGGAACAAAAUUACAAGCCUUUUAGUGAGAUUUUAGUAAUUAUAAUUUAAUACUACUAUUACUAUUCUACAUAAGCUUGCUUCGCGUUGUUUUAUUUAUGAGUCACGUUUCUUAGCCAUUUGCCAAAUAAAAUGUGCUCAAAACAGGUCUUCCUGCUUGCAAGCCAAAUAAUUAAUAAUUACUCUGUUUUAUAUAUUAAUUGGCAAUAUAUUGCAAUAAUUAAAAUUAAAUGUAUGUAUAUUUGUAAUGUCAAAAAUAUGCAUCAUGUUACAUUUGUAUCAUCACUGAAACUAUAUUUUCCUUUUAUUUUGAAUAUAUUCAUUAUAUCUGUUAAUACUUACUUAUUACUUGUAAUUAUUUUUGUUUUCACCUAUGUACACGUAUGUAUAAAUUUGUAUAAGGCACAUGCACACUUGUGAUGCUUUUAUUCUAAUAUAUAGUUAUUUCAUAUUUAUAACGAUCUGAUUAAAUUUGACAUAAAAAAUAAUGGAAUAAUAUGCUAAUUAUGUAUAUCAGACUAGUAUAUUGUAUACAUUAUCAUCGAAAAGACAUUUUAAAUUAUAUGAAUUUAAAAUUAUUGUUACCAGAUUAUGUGUAUAUUAUGUGGCAUGUUUUAACAAAAGUACUACGUACUAGCUUCAAAAACAGUCACUGGGACAAAAAGUAUUAAUGUUAUUGCAUUUGUUGGUCUACUGCUAGAAUUGUAAAAGAAAUGUGCAGUACAUUCACCAGGUUGAAGAAAUAUUUCACAUUUAAUUAUAAUUAUAUAUAGGCUUAGCUUAUUAUGUAGUAUGUCUAGGACAACUUAGUUACAUAAUUCUAUUUAUCCGCAAUAUUAUUGCUACAUUUCUGAAUUCCUUAGCGUUUUUCUUAGAAAAUUAUUCACGAUUAAUUUAUUACUACUUUUUCACUGCCAUAAAUGGCCUAUUUAUUAUUAUUAGAUUUAUAAAUAGACGAUAUAGAUAACAAACUGUUGUGACAUAUAUUUAAAACCAAAGUUUAGACUUUUGGAUGUUUUUUUGAACACCUAGUCUAGUCGCCUGAAAUGUGAAAUUUCGUUGAAGUUUUAUAUACAAUUAAAAUUAAAAAACCACUAAUGUUGUAAUUCCACAUAGUUUUAUCACAUUAUAAAACGAUUUGUAAUAUAAGAUAAUCGUAAAUUGUUAUUUGAAGAAUAAUUUUACUUAUUCCUAUUUAUGUUAAUGUUUGAUCAAUGACAAUAAAGCAUACCUAUUUUAUGUAGAUUAGGACCUAUCCAAUUUUAUAUUUUGAUCUGUAUAUUUGAAUAUUAAUUUGGCUUAAUUUUCUUUUGUUGUUUCUUCUUUAUAACGCACAAAAUAAAGUUUUUUUU